Nicotiana tabacum (common tobacco) is the source of this 1578-nucleotide messenger RNA. RefSeq names its product triacylglycerol lipase 2-like. Gene Ontology annotation, molecular function: hydrolase activity, acting on ester bonds. The record is from RefSeq and is a predicted model, not a curated record. Gene Ontology annotation, biological process: lipid metabolic process. Lineage: Eukaryota; Viridiplantae; Streptophyta; Magnoliopsida; Solanales; Solanaceae.
AUGGCGGUUGAAAACAAUUUCGUUAGUGAAAUUAACAGGAAGUCAAAGAAUUGGAAGUUAAAGGUUCGUAUUGUUAGGCUUUGGAAAAAUCCGGAUCGCGAUAGGCCUGACAACUCAUUUUCAAUUGAAAUUGUUCUGAUGGAUGGAAGGGGUGACUGCAUUCACGCAAGUAUUGGCAGGUCUUUUAUCCAAAGGUUCAAACAAAAAAUUAAGGAAAUGAGUUUGUACAUCAUGAAGAAUUUUGUGGUUUGUCCAAAUAAUAUGAAGCUGAAGACCAAAGACCACAAGUUUAAGUUGAUGUUCACGCAUAAGACCAUUGUUCUGAUGGAUGAAAAGGAUCCAGAUUUCAAUAAUAACAAAGUCAGUCAUGAAGAUAACGAAAUCAUGGAUUCCGCUGAAGAUCAUGGGUUGAUCGAUAUUGCAAAUACACAUGCCAAGAUAGCAAAGAAUAAAUUGCAAAUAUUGAGUGAUCAAAAUGAUGAUGGUAUUUGUAUAUCUAUGGUAGAAACUCAAGGCUAUGGUUGUGAAGAACAUAAGGUGACAACAGAAGAUGGUUAUAUUCUCAGUUUACAAAGGAUUCCUAAGGGAAUAUCAGGAAAGGCAGCAACUAAGCCACCUGUUCUUCUACAACAUGGACUAUUGAUGGAUGGAAUUACAUGGCUGUUAAAUCCUCCAGAUCAAUCUCUAGCUUUUAUUUUAGCAGAUGAAGGUUAUGAUGUUUGGAUUGCAAAUACAAGAGGAACUAAAUAUAGCCAAGGGCAUACUUCACUUAGUCCUCAAGAUCCAGAAUAUUGGGAAUGGUCAUGGGAUGAAUUGGUGGAUUUUGAUUUACCUGCUACACUAAAAUAUGUUCAUGAUCAAACUGGCCAAAAGCUACACUAUGUUGGCCAUUCUCUGGGGACACUAAUUGCAUUGGCUGCAAUUUCACAAAAUAAGUUAAUAGACAUGUUGAGAUCAGCAGCUUUAUUAAGUCCUAUUGCUUAUUUGGGACAGCUGAGAUCUCCUCUUGCCAAAAGUGCUUCUAAAGAUUUUAUAGCUGAAGGUUUGUAUUGGUUGGGAAUACAUGAAUUUGAUCCAAGAGGAGAUGCUGUUGUCAAAUUAUUGCAAAAAAUCUGUCAAGAUCCAGGCAACAAUUGCAGUGACUUAAUGACUUCUUUCACUGGUCCAAAUUGCUGUGUAAACUCUUCAAGAACUGAUAUUUUUCUUGAGCAUGAACCACAGGCAACAGCAACAAAAAACAUGAUCCACAUUGCCCAAAUGACAAGAAAAGGGACCAUAGAAAAAUAUGACUUUGGAAGUGAAGAAGAAAACAACAAACACUAUGGUCAGCCAAAUCCACCUGAAUAUAUAAUGGCAAAUAUCCCAAAUAAUAUCCCUCUUUUCUUUGGCUAUGGAGGGGCAGAUUAUCUUUCUGAUGUCAAUGAUGUGAAAACUUUGCUAAAUAAAUUGCAAGGUCAUAAUCCAGACAAACUUGUGCUGCAAUACAGAGAAGAUUAUGCACAUGCUGACUUUGUUUUUGGUAUUAAUACUAAACAAGUUGUAUAUGAUCCUCUAAUGGCCUUUUUCAAGCUUAAUUGA